Messenger RNA from Ipomoea nil (Japanese morning glory), 873 nucleotides. RefSeq lists its product as uncharacterized. The transcript has a single exon. NCBI's taxonomy places the organism in Eukaryota, Viridiplantae, Streptophyta, Magnoliopsida, Solanales, Convolvulaceae. The record is from RefSeq and is a predicted model, not a curated record. The coding region runs from base 1 to 873 and encodes 290 amino acids.
AUGGCCGACUCUGAUGUCGCAUCUAUGUGUGCCAACUUAACCCUAGUCGACGUUGAUGAUGAUGACGUAGCGGUACAGUUGCCGAUCGCCCCAGAGGACCAAGCGGAGGUGGAGGGCGCAUAUUAUGCCGUGGGACGGUUGGUUACAAACAAAACAAUCCGGCUUCCGCUCUUCCAUGAUACAAUGGCUGCCGUGUGGAGGCCGGUAAUGGGAGUGAACAUGAGGGAGCUAGAGCCUCGCAAGUAUCUGUUUAGGUUUUACCAUGAGAAGGACGUUACACGGAUAAUUGAACAAGGCCCCUGGACUUUUGAGCGAUCCCUACUCAUCAUGAAGAUGGUACCCCCAGGGCAGGACCCGGCAUCGGUCCCGCUUACUCAUGUUGAGUUUUGGGUGCAAAUACACGCGUUGACGUCAGGGUUUCGAUCGGAGACUGUCGUGACAACAAUAGGAUCUUUUCUGGGUGCCUGUAUAAAGACUGAUGAGAGGAAUUUUGACGGCACCAUAAGGAAAUUCUAUCGAGUGCAGGUGCCGAUUGAUGUAGCAAAGCCGAUCAGGAAACAGAUGAAUUUGAAGAGGGAUAAUAGUGGGUGGGUGUUAAUUGAUUUCAAGUAUGAGCGUCUGCCGACAUUCUGCUUCUUGUGCGGGAUAAUAGGUCACGGUGAUAAAUUUUGCCAUAAGUACUUAACGACCGAUGAUGGGGCGGAGAAGCCAUAUAGGGCCUGGCUAAGGGCGGGCAACAGAAGAGGAGUGACGGGCAAUGGCAAGCCUUGGAUACUGCUGGAAUCGACAUCUGAGCGGUUGAAGUGGAAUGCGGCUACCUUUGACUCUUUAUCCUCCGCCAGACCCACGGGAGGGGGGGGGGGGAGAGGGUGA